AUCAUGUACAAGACCGUCCUUGUAGUGGCUUUCAUUGCCGUCGCUGUCAUGGCAGCCAGUGUUCAAGGCUCCUUCGCUCUCGGGAUUGGUGCAGGGUUUGGUUCUGGUAUUGCCCUUGGAGGUGGUUACGGUGGAUAUGGAGGUGGUUACGGUGGAUAUGGAGGUGGUUACGGUGGAUAUGGAGGAGGUUACGGUGGAUAUGGAGCAUUAGGUGGGAUUGGGGGUGUUUAUGGGGGUGGUUACGGAUUAGGAGGAGGAUACGGAAAAGGUAUAGCUCUCCCAGUCCCUAUCCCUGUUGCUCUCCCUGUGGCUCUUCCAGUUAAAGGCGGAUACGGUGGCGGCUACGGUGGUGGCUACGGUGGCGGAUAUG
Molecule: messenger RNA, 370 nt
Organism: Candidula unifasciata
Lineage: Eukaryota; Metazoa; Mollusca; Gastropoda; Stylommatophora; Geomitridae
Source: the annotation of a GenBank genome assembly